AACGCACCGGCGGACCGAGUCUCAAGUGCGGACCAUGUGCGGACCAAAACGGCGGACCGAGUCUCAAAUGCUGACCGAGUAUACGGGCCGCUAGCAGAUGUAGGAGGAGCAUAAUACCGCGUGACACAACGUGGUUGCACAUGAGAUUAUGGCUGUUGCUCGGGCUGUUGAACCUGCUUUUGAGAAAGUUUUUAAUGACUUACCACAUUCUAGAAUUAUAGAGUUACUGAAUGCUCAAGGAAAUUCCAGUGACUACUCUGUGUGUAAUCUACCACCAGUAAAACCCAAAGCUGGGGAUGUUUAUGUUUUUGUCCCUUCAGACAUCAGUGAACGUGAUAACUGGAAGUGUGAUCAAAUGAAGUGGCGUCACAAUGGGAAAAAAGAACUGAAAACAGUCCCAGUUAUUACAAAGACGUACUAUUUUUUUGUUAGUGCUGACGGAAAAGAAGACGGCUUUAAGAGAUUGGUAUAUAAGCUUUUUGGGUAGCAACAACCAUACUGUUGUGGUACACUAUAAAGGGAAUGAAUCUAUUGCUAAUAGUACUACACCACAUGUACGUACUCUUCCCAGCGUUAUGAGGCAACUUGAAUGUUCUGAAACAAUACCUUCAGUUGCAUACAAGCGAAUGGUUGCUACAUCAGGGCCUUCGCAAGAUCAUCUAGCUAUACAACUACCGAAGAAUCGGAAACAAAUUAAGAAUUUGCAAGCGAGAUUUCGUCAACGACUGAGAAUAUCACAUGAUGCACUUUACAAUAUACAUGAAUUGGCAUAUGAUUUAGAGGAUUUUGUUCAUAAAGUGGUCACCUUUCCAGAUGUUGUCAUUGUAUGCGGAAUGAAACAGAUGUUGUUAGAAGUUGAGAGGAUUUUACAAGUACAGACUCAUGACUCACACGAGUAUUCACAGCUUUUGUCAUAUGACACAACAUUUAAAUUGGGCGAUUUCUAUGUAUCUCCAUUGCUAUUCAGAAAUAUUCUAUUCGAAACGAAACCAGUUAUGCCAUCUUUAUUUAUGAUUCACGAAAGGAAGUUGAAAGCCACUCAUGAUGAAUUAAUGAGAGUUGUAUCGCAAUUAUUACCUUCCCUUGUUAAUGGUUCCAAUACCAUUCCAUUAGUAACUGAUGAUGAAAAAGGAUUUGAUGCCAUAAAUUGUCACCUUCAUAAGGUCUGCAGACUGUACUGUUGGAAUCAUAUCAUCAAUGCAUCGAAGAUUUGGUUGAGAGGUCAUGGAGCUACUUCAUCAGAGAUACCCAUCUAUGUUAAUAACAUACGUAACUUGCUUCACCAGCCAAGUGAAGAUGAGUACUGCAAGCUUUUGACAGAACUUAAGGGCAGUUGGAGUCAACCAUUUGUAACAUAUUACAUGUCAGAGAUUCAUAGCAAGGUCAAGCACAGUGGUCGGUGGGUUCUUGAUAGGCUUCAUGUCUAUGACCCGAUUAGUGGAGUCACCAGCAAUCAGUCGGAAGGGUUUAAUUCGGUACUAAAGAGAAUACAAACCUGGAAGGAAAUUCCAAUAGACACGGCUCUAUUGUCACUGUACCAUCUUCAAGUAUUCUAUUGGAAUGAAUGGCAGCGUGGGUUAGCAGGCUUAGGAGAGUAUCGACUUUGUAAUCGAUUUAUUAUAGCAAGAAUAGACAAAGAGGAUAUUUUCUUGAUACCAACUAUUAGCUUAGAAGAUAUUGUGAAAGCAGCAAAAGAAGGGGGACCUAGACAUAUUUAUCAAAAUUUAGUAGAAGAUAAUGAAACAACAGAAAACUCAAAUGAAUCAAAUGGAAGGGAAGAAACUGCGAAUAAUCCUGAAAUGAUGAGUGAAGAUGAAAGCUGCCCUCAGACUCCUGUGGAUAAUUCAUUACGCGAUGCAGAUGAUGGAAUAGUUCAACAAUCUCAGAUUGUUCGUGCUGAGUUGCUUGUUAAAAAUGGUUUGUUAUCACAUGAUCCUAAGGUUGGCUCCUUCACUGUAACUGGCUCUUCAGGAAAGCUUCAUGUUGUGAGGUUAUUCCCUUCUGAGUAUUGUUCGUGCCCUUCCACUACAACCUGCUACCAUAUUCUUGGUGCUAAACUCAGUUUGGGAAUUCCUAUUAAAAAGGAUAUGAAACAAGUCAAUCUUUCACAGUUACGUUGGAACAAAAGAAGUAAAGGCCAAAAGAAAUGUGGUCGGAAAAGACCUCGUCCAGGUGAUAAUGAUGUUGUAGUAACUCCUGCCCCUGAUUCACAGAAUUGGGAGGAAUCCUCUGGUUUACCACGUAAAAGUUUAAAGAUAAGUGGACAGGUAUCAAUUACAGAAAGUAAUGCUGUUGAACAAAUAGAGGUUAAUUCUGCUGCUGAAAGAAGUAUAAAUGUCUGUGAAGAAUGCAAUGAAGUAGAAGGGAAUCAGAACAGCAAUCAAAACAA
Messenger RNA from Amphimedon queenslandica, 2389 nucleotides. RefSeq lists its product as uncharacterized. Gene Ontology annotation, molecular function: zinc ion binding. The record is from RefSeq and is a predicted model, not a curated record. NCBI's taxonomy places the organism in Eukaryota, Metazoa, Porifera, Demospongiae, Haplosclerida, Niphatidae. The transcript is spliced from 14 exons. The annotation marks the transcript as partial.